This is a messenger RNA of Arachis ipaensis, 660 nucleotides long. NCBI's taxonomy places the organism in Eukaryota, Viridiplantae, Streptophyta, Magnoliopsida, Fabales, Fabaceae. The record is from RefSeq and is a predicted model, not a curated record.
AUGGUGAUUACAACUAGGGUUGGAACUGGCAUAGUGAAACAGAUCCUGGUAGAUACAGAAGCUGAUUCGAACAUCAUGUUUUGCAAUGUGUUUGAUGCUUUGGGCCUACGGGAUGCCGACUUGAGGGGCAACCAACAUGGCGUGGUCGGCCUAGGGGAUAAUUUCAUCAAGCCUGACGGAGUAGUUUCCCUCCCGAUCUCCAUUGGCGGAGGCCAGGGGAAGAGAUCCCUAAUGGCGGAGUUCGUUGUCCUGAGAGACUCCACGACCUACAACCUCAUCUUAGGAAGGAAAACCAUCAACGAGUUUGGAGUGGUGAUUUGCACUAAGCUACUGUUAAUGAAAUUUGUUGCCGAUGAUGGAUCGAUACCGAUGCAUCGGCCAGACGAAGAGAAGACGGAGUUUAUAAUGCCAGGAGGAACAUACUGCUACAAGGUAAUGCCGUUUGGGUUGAAGAACGCAGGGGCUACGUACCAGAGGCUGAUGAACAAGAUACUCAAAGACCUUAUCGGCAAGACAGUGGAAGUGUACGUAGAUGAUAUUUUGGUCAAGACCACCGAAGCUGAGGACCUCAUCAGUGACCUGGAGAACGUGUUCGCCUCCCUCCGACGACACGACAUGAGGCUAAAUUCGCUCAAGUGUGCCUUCGCCAAUGGAAGCUGA